Durotheca rogersii is the source of this 1711-nucleotide messenger RNA. RefSeq lists its product as uncharacterized. NCBI's taxonomy places the organism in Eukaryota, Fungi, Ascomycota, Sordariomycetes, Xylariales, Xylariaceae. The transcript is spliced from 2 exons. The record is from RefSeq and is a predicted model, not a curated record. Bases 255 to 1097 code for a protein of 280 amino acids.
AUUUUUCUUCCAUCUUCCCCACCCCCUGCCACCUUUUUCGAGUCUACGAGCAACAUCUUUCUAUAUUUUAUUUCAACCUCUUCUCUUUCUUUAACAAGUCGAACUCUAGCAGCUCGAGUCGCCCGAGUUGUUUUUUAUUCUGUCACGUAGCAGUUGAACCGGCCCUUAUAAGCCUACAUACCGCACAGCGUAAAUGUGGGCGUCUACAUUUUACGCGACAUAUCCGUUUUUCGGUUUCUUCCCUGCCUUGCAAGAUGGCGGUGCGAUUUAUCGGGAGGCGGUCGAUCAAAUGGGACCCAACCCUGACGCCGCCCACGUCUACAGAGGACGUCGAUACAGAGCCCGACGCAGCACUGCCGCCGACGGAUGAGCGCUUUAUAGCCUUUAUACGAACCAAGCUCGACUGCCUGCAACACGACACCCUCCUGUCGCAGACUGAGCGUGCGAAAGAAAAGAAGUGGCUUCUAGCGGUUCUCAAUAUUGCACUAGAUCCGACCGCAGAGAUUACCGGCGUGACGCCAGUCAUGUGCUCCUUCCCACCGGAAAAGCUGGAGGGAUAUUUCACUAUAUGUCUCGAAGGCCUGAUCCGCUUAAUAUCUAUGCAAACGGAUAGUUGGCUGAUCAGCAAGAAUGCCAAAAAGCGGAGCAGAGAGAGCGCCGACGUCAAGGCCCAAAAGGACGUGCCAACGUUCUACAACAAUCGCUGCAUCUUAACAGGCACCAUUAAGCCGCAGGGUGCACACAUUGUGCCUGUACGGUCAAGGGGGAUUGAUCACAAUAAGACAUGGAGUAUGCUCCGGGCACUUUGGCCGCUGCCUGCCAUCGAAAACCUGGUAAUGCAUGGACGCGAGAGGGAAAACAUCUUCCCGCUCACGCACACCAUCCACGCCAUGUGGGAUUGUUUCUUCUUUGGCAUCCGUCCUAUUGCGCAUCCGACCGACCCUCUGCACCGGAUUUUUAUCCAAAUGGUGUGGCUGAAGGACAUGAAUGGCAACCGCGUGGUUUCCGACUGGGAUCAUCCGCAGUUUGGCAGUACCGUCGUGGCGACACCCCCAUGUUCCCAGCCUUGGAACACGGUGACGUCUACGAGCUGGUGACGGACGACCCAGUUGCGCGCCCGCUGCCGAGCUGGCAUUUCUUGCAGAUACAAUACGGCAUACACAAGAUCAUGGCAGGCAUUCAAGCAGCUGGGGCACUCAAGAAAAUAUUCAGCGACGAUCCGCCUGACGAUGAGGAACGCUACGGUGCUAGCAUUGAUAACAUCGAUGACAUCGAUGUACCGCCUGAGUGGCAGCCGAUCCUAGAGGCGGCCGUGGAUGCUGAAGUCUUAGACGAAGCAGCAGCAAUACUUUGGGGCAAAGCGUUUAUUAGAGCAGCCGAGGCAGAGGCAGAGGCAGAGGCGGCGUAUGCAGAGGCCGAAGCCGAGGCGGCUGAUUUAGAGGAGAGCGAAGGCUGAGGAGGAGAUAAGCAGCCGGCCUCAAAACAGGAAGGCCCAUAGGAUAGCACCUCUCUACAAGACGAGCAGCAGGCAUCUUCCUUCCGCACAACCUACAGAUGGGAAUAUAAGAUUGGCCAAUGCCUUUCCAGUUUUUCCGUCUCUGGGUUGUAUCUGCAAAUAGCUCGUGUAUUGUCUGCAAAUGCUGACAUUACGCUGUAAUAAGAAAAUAGAAAUAAAGGCAAAAUAUAAAAAAAAAACUAAGCAUGUAGCAAA